UAGCUGUCAGCUUAAACUACUAUCAUAGAAGCAAAUUUCUUUGAAAUACGUAACCUUAGUAUAAAACUCUUGUUUUUUCUCAAUUCCAACUAGCAUCAAAAAUUUCAUUAAGCCAUUGCUACUAUCUAGUUUCAGAAACAAGCGACAUUUUAUGAAAUAAAUGUUGCUAUUUAAUCUGUGUUGAAUUUGUAGCAAUACAUAUCAGCUUACCCUAAAAGCAUAUUUUUAGCCAUAUUUUGGUAAAUCUAAAUCAUGAAAUGACCUAAGUAAACUCAGAAGCAGUCUGUCUGUGAAUACGCCUUAAAGAUGCUAACCUCUAUAGCUAGGUUUAAGACCAACGUGAAUCCAGAAACAACCUGCUUGUAAAUACGUCUCAUAGACGCUAAGCUGCAUAAUUAGGCUUAAGGUCAAUGUGAACUCUGAAACAACGUGUCUAUAAAUACGCUUCAAGAACGCUAAUCUCUAUAAUUAGGCUUAAGAUCAACAUAAACUCAUAAAAUACCUGUCUGUAAAUACGCCUCAAAAACGCUAAGCUCUAUAGUUAGGCUUAAGACUAAUGUGACCUCAGAAACAACGUGUCUGUAUAUAUGCUUCAGAAACGCUAAGCUCCAUGAUUAGGCUUAAGACUAACAUGAACUCAGAAACAACCUGUCUGUUAAUACGCCUCGGAGACGCUAAACUCUAUAAUUAGGCUUAAGACCUUCGUCAACUCAGAAGACACCUGUUUGUAAAUACGCCUCAGAGACGCUAAACUCUAUAAUUAGGCUUAAGACCUUCGUUAACUGAGAAGAUACCUGUCUGUAAAUACCCCUCAGGGACAUUAAGAUCCAUAAUUAGGCUUAAGAAAGUAGAACUUCUUUUUGAUUAAACAUUCUUUGAUUUGGUUUUGAGAGGCUGUCAUCUCCUUUCCUAUCACGUCUCGAUAAAACUGUCCUUAGAUUACAUGCGUGAACACAGCGUUACACAUUGUUACACAUCGUAAUGAUCGAUGAACUCCAGCUGUCUUCAUUAAAUCCAUGUACUAGUGGAAAGUUAAAAAAAAGUAUCAAAAUGUGCAAGAUUUUGCCCAAGGUAGUAAACUGUCUUGUUGUACGAAAAAUCUGGCCUCAAUAUGCAUAUUUGUGACUAUAUGUAGGAAUUUACCCGUAAAAUUAUGCCUCUCUUUUCUGCGCUGGAACAAGUAGAAAGCAAAGCCUUCACAUAUAACAGGCUCGUCGCUGACGAAUAUUGAUUGGACUUUCUUUUUUUAUCUCUUGUCGCCUGAGUAGCACCAGAGAGAGAGAGAGAAAGAGCGCACGCAGAUAUUCAUUCCGUGAUAGAAUCACUACAGCGAGGAAUCAGCGCUUCUCGGGCGUAGUGUGGUACAACAUCGAGUGAAGACAGUUCGCGGAUUCGUUCUCUUCAAGCAACCGUUACGACUCUGGUAAUUUCUUUUUAUCGGUUAAUAAAUCAUUCGGACGAAGAUUUUCCACUCCACACAGAAGCGAGUACAUAGUAUAUCAUAGGAAGAGAGUCCUGUGGCUUCUGCAGAGGAGAAGCAGCAGUGUCAGUCAGGUCAAGGACCCAUGAGUGAACUGUGACGUCAUAAAGCUAAACUGUUCUUUAAACGACAAGGCUAGAAUCACGACAGACAGACAAGCGCAAGCAUCCGCACGAGACUACCACGGUAUCGGACAACAUGGCACAGCUACGACAGGAGUGGGACGGGGGGAAGGAGCGGGGGAUGCAGAGGAAACGCCAGAUGGAAGGCCUGUUGAUUGAUAGACGCAGCUUUGAAGAUCGUAAACGAGACUUGGAAACAUGGCUGGAUCGGACCGAGACAAAAGUAGAAAGACUGCCCCCUGUUGGUCAAACUUUAGACGUUCUCGAAGUUCAAGUAAAAGAGCAAAAGGUUCUUCAGAAUGAACUCCACCAAUGGAAGCCAGCGUUAGAAAGUCUAAGCCGAUUGGUUGACAAGUUGACCAGUGAAAUUUCUCACGACGAAACGUUACGGCUUCGGGAUAUGACUGACCUAAUUUACCAGAGAUACGCCGAACUAUCUUCACGUAUCCAGUCAAGAAGUAAAGCUCUACAAAAAGCCCUCAACUCUCUACAACAACUGGACAAAGCCCUGGACAGAUUUCUAGCAUGGCUUUCAGAAGCUGAGUCCACGUUCGAGAUUCUGGAAUUGGAAUCAGAGAAAUAUGGUCCGCGAGAAGACAUGCAAUGUGUCAGAGGAUGGCCAGAACAAGUCAGGGAGCUUCAAAGGGAGAUCGAGAGCCAGCGUGACCUUCACUUGACCCUAAACGAGCGAAGUGGUCAACUUCUUCAGAGCUUGGAAAGUCAAGAUGAUGCGCUGCUGUUGAGACGAAAACUGGAGGAAAUGAACCAACGUUGGAACGCUUUACGUCUCAAAACUGCCUCUCUCAGGAAUCGUCUUGAAAGCAGUGCAGAACAGUGGAAUCAAUUACUCCUUUCUUUACGAGAGCUUACCGAAUGGGUUAUAAAGAAAGAAACCGAACUAGCCGCCCAACCAGCCCUUGGUGGUGACGUCACCAGCAUUCUCAAACAGCAAGAUGAACAUCGCGCAUUUCGUAGACAGCUGGACGACAAGCGCCCUGUGAUCGAGAGUAGCCUCCUGGUGGGAAGACAGUACGUUGCUAAGGAACCACCGUUAUCAGACACUAGCGAUUCUGAAGCUAAAGACUAUGAGACAGAAAGUAGGGGUUACCGUAGUGCAGAAGAACAAGCAAGGGAAAUUACCCGCAGCAUCAGGAGAGAGGUGAAAAAGCUUUCGGAUAAGUGGAACUCUCUUUUAGCCCACACUGAACAGCGCCAUAAAUGGAUGGAUGAUGUUUUAACGAAAAUGCAGAUUCUCCAACGAAUCAUGGAAGAAAUGAACUCACGCCUCCUAGCGGCCGAAGCUACCAGGUCUAGAUGGCCACCAAUUUCUGAAUUCGUCUUAGACCAGAUGCAAGGACACUUAGACGAAAUACGGGGUUUCAAAGAAAGAGUCACUCCAUUACAGCGGUAUUUAGAAGAUGUAAACGAAGCAGCCGGUCGUAUAACAGGAUGCAACGUUCUACUCUCCCACGCUAAUCUUAAUCGACUUGAAGAACUAAACACUAGAUGGCGCCUCUUGCACUUGGCUAUUGAAGAUAGACGUAAACAGUUAGAAUCUUCUUUGAAAGAUCAGAGUACGAUACAACAGUUUCUGAACGCUUCAGUGGAGGAGCCAUGGGAACGAGCUGUUUCGGGAAACAAAGUGCCUUAUUACAUCAACCACCUAAGCGAGACCACACACUGGGACCAUCCCAAAAUGGUAGAGUUAAUGGAGUCAUUAGCCAAAUACAACAACGUUAGGUACUCUGCCUACAGGACUGCUAUGAAACUACGCACUGUACAGAAAGAGUUGUGUUUGGAUCUUCUGAAUUUGAACAACCUCAUCAAUGCAUUUGAUCAGCAUGGUCUUCGAGCUCAGAAUGACAAACUUAUAAGUAUCACUGAAAUGAUCACAUGCCUUUCAACGAUCUACGAGGGCACGUCCAGCGAACCAGCCUCUUUAGUCAAUAAACCUCUGAGUAUAGAUUUGUGCUUAAACUGGCUUUUGAAUUUGUUUGACACCUCUACUAGAACUGGCUAUAUUCGUAUUCUGUCUUUUAAAGUCGGCAUUGUUCUACUGUGUCAGGGAAGUCUGGAGGAUACAUUUAGGUGUAAGUACUAUACGAACCUUGCUAUUAUUCCCAGGUUGUUGGGAGAAGUUGCAGCAUUUGGUGGUAGCAACAUCGAGCCCAGUGUACGAAGUUGUUUUGAAAAGGGAGGCAAUAAGGAAGAGAUUCAAGUCACCCACUUCAUCAGCUGGCUUCAACAUGAACCACAGUCUUUGGUGUGGCUCCCAGUUCUACACAGACUUAUUGCUGCAGAAAAUGCAAAACAUCAAGCUAAGUGUAACAUCUGUAAACAGUAUCCAAUUAUUGGAUUCAGAUACCGAUGUUUGAAAUGCUUCAACUUUGACCUCUGUCAGAACUGUUUUUUCUCGGGAAGAAAAGCCAAGAGCCACAAAUUAUCUCAUCCAAUGCAGGAAUAUUGUGUGACGACAACUUCUGGUGAAGACAUGCGUGACUUCACAAGGAUAGUCCGCAAUAAAUUCAAAUCUAAACAACAUUUUAAGAAGCAUCAUCGGAUGGGUUAUCUUCCUGUUCAAACAGUACUCGAAGGAGAUGAUUUGGAAAGCCCUGCACCAUCUCCACAACAGUCAGUUUCAUCUAAAGAAAUGCAUUCUCGUCUAGAGCUGUAUGCCAACAGGCUUGCAGAAGUAGAAUUGCGUACCCAGAGUAACUCCACACCUGAUUCAAGUGAGGAUGAGCACCAACUGAUAGCUCAGUAUUGUCAAACACUCUCUGGAGAAAGUGUCCUGUCUGUUCCUCGCAGCCCAGCCCAAAUUAUGGCAGCCAUAGAUGCUGACCAUCAAGAGGAGUUGAAGACAAUGAUUCAUGAACUAGAAAAAGAGAACAGAAAUCUCCAUGCCGAGUAUGAGAUUCUCCAAGUUAAACAGGCUGCACAAGAACUGUCACCGUCAGUCACAGAAGAUGACUAUGUGGAGAUCCCACCCACUUCUAGUAGUAAUGAAGAAAUGGUGGCUGAAGCUAAGCUCUUGAGGCAGCAUAAGGGCCGACUUGAAGCCAGGAUGCAGAUACUGGAAGAUCACAACCGCCAGUUGGAAGCUCAAUUACAACGGCUCCGACAACUUCUGAAUGAACCAUCUUCCAGUUUAUUACGUAGUAACUCUGUAUCGUUACAGAGUAGUCCUUAUACGACUCCUCAACCUUCUCUUACCAGAGGACGAAGCUUGUCUUCUGACCACACAGCUUGGAGAAAUGGUACAGCUCCAGAAUCAGGUGCAGGAUCAGCUGGAGUAAACAGUCUGUUCCACAUGGCAGGUAGUCUUGGCAAAGUUGUGGGGACUUUAGUCAAUGUGAUGACUGAUGAUGAGGAAGGAAGUGGUUCAGAAGACAUCAAACAUUGACGAAAACUUAGCAUAGUCCUCUUGGUGAUGUUAUUUGACUGAUGAUGUGGAAGGAAGUGAUUCAGACAACGUGAAGCAUCUUGGUGAUGUUAUUUACUUAAGCAGAUUGGAAGAAGACAUGUACUUUGUACUGUUUUAAUAUUAAAGUAAAGAGUAGGACUUCGACACGAGCGAGAAUUGAAUAUCAGCAUUACUAUCUGUUGAAGCUUUGAUUAUCAACAUUGCUAUCUGUUGAAGCUUUCCUUCAUCUGUGUUACAAAACCUCUUUUCCAAAACUUAGUAUAGUUCUCUUGGGGAUGUUAUUUGACUGAUGAUAUGGAAGGAAGUGGUUUAGACGACGUUAAACAUUGUCAAAAGCACAAUUAUCUUGGUGAUGUUAUUUGACUGAUGAUGUGGAAGGAAGUGGUACUAUCUGUUGAAGCUUUGAAUAUCAACAUUAUUAUCUGUUGAAGCUUUCCUUCAUCUGUGUUACAAAACCUCUUUUCCAAAACUUAGCAUAGUUCCCUUGGGGAUGUUAUUUGACUGAUGAUAUGGAAGGAAGUGGUUUAGACGACGUUAAACAUUGUCAAAAGCACAAUUAUCUUGGUGAUGUUAUUUGACUGAUGAUGUGGAAGGAAGUGGUUUGGACAAUGUGAAACAUCUUGGUGAUGUUAUUUACUUAAGCAGAUUGGAAGAAGACACAUACUUUGUACUGUUUUAAGAUUAAAGUAAGGAGUAGGACUUCGACACGAGCGAGAUUUGAAUAUCAGCAUUACUACCUGUUGAAGCUUUGAAUAUCAACAUUAUUAUCUGUUGAAGCUUUCCUUCAUCUGUGUUACAAAACCUCUUUUCCAAGAGCAGCAAAUUCAUAGUUUUCUCCUACCUGUCUUUUCCUAUAAAGCUGUUCUACUGCCAGUUUCCUACAACGUGAAUAUAUAUAUGUGUUUGUGAUUAUCAAUUUGCUUAUUAGAAUUUUUUGUAAGGGGUAGUAAUACCACUAAAACAUCUUUCACAAACAUUUGGAGUUUCUCUGAAGAUUUUCAUAUUUCAAACUGGUUUCUCGUAAUAUUGGUGUUCAUUACAUGAUUUCCCCCGUCACUGCUGUCCUCAAGGUUUGUGACUCUAACUGAUUACCUGUAUAUAAAUUAAAAGAUGUCUACCAAUCAAAAGUAUUGAAUUUGCUUUUAUCAUUUUCACAUUUUAUUAUGAAAGCUUGUUUCUUGUAGUAAUAUUAUGUGUAAAUUGUUACUAAUUUAACUGUUAGUUGAUACAUAAGUUAUUUAUAACAAUUUUCACAUUCUCCCUAAAUCUUAAGAUACUCAUUUUAUGAUAUCUGUAAUGUGAAGUGUCUGUUCUUCCAUUGUAGACAGUUUUCCUCUAAAUGGUUUACAAAAAUUAUCAACUGAGACACUAUAUCUAAAGCAGUUGUUAAAUUUUGUUUAUCAAUAUAUUUCUUGACAUUAUUAAGUUCCAACUGUUUUCUUGCAUACUGAAGGAACAAUGGAGUUCAGUGGACAAAAAAAUAAUUAGAAUUGCUUUACUAAAAGUCACUGUAGUGAGCUGGUAGGUUGAAAUUACUUUUAAUUACAAUAGCGGACCACUUUGGAUCAACUCUGCAUCAGUGUAAUAGUUUUCUCAUUGAUCUCACGUUAUUUGAUCAAAGCUAUUGACUGAUUACAUAAUUGUUAUUAAUAAACUGAUUAUAUAGUAGCUGUUGAUUACUUG
Molecule: messenger RNA, 6709 nt
Organism: Limulus polyphemus (Atlantic horseshoe crab)
Lineage: Eukaryota; Metazoa; Arthropoda; Merostomata; Xiphosura; Limulidae
Product: dystrophin-like
Exons: 24
Coding region: 1679-5005 (1108 amino acids)
Biological process (GO): synaptic signaling
Cellular component (GO): plasma membrane
Molecular function (GO): protein binding; zinc ion binding
Source: RefSeq, a predicted model, not a curated record